UGUAGUAGGUCGUCUGUAAGGAUGCACUCGUUAAUGCUGUUAGUAUGUAUUUUGUCCAUGUGUAAUGAAUUAAAUGCUCAGUUUUCAUUUCAAGGUGGGGACUUCUGGACCUGGCAUCAGCGUAGGAGACAACGUCCUUUAUGGUUAUACGAUGAUUUAAAAGAGCCACAAUUGGACCCUGCACCAAAGUUCGCUCUGGUGACGCCAGCAGUUUUAAGAGUGGAACAUAAAGAAAACAUCCUGGUGGAGGCAUUUGGCCUUUCUGAGCCUGUCAGGGUUGUUCUCUCAGUUUAUGAUUUCCCAGUCAAGUCAAGGCUACUGUGGCAAGGAAUCAUCACGCUCAACUCAGAUAAUAACUACAGCUUCCUCCAAAGCAUCCAGAUUAAUCCGAGCCUCCUGAAUCCAGAAGAGAAAGAAACCAAGUAUGUCCAGCUAGUCUCUCAAUUUGGACAAUACCAGGAGGUUGAGCAAGUUAGUAAAGUGUCUUUUCUGUCUGGUUACAUCUUCAUCCAAACCGACAAACCCGUGUACAACCCAGGAGACACAGUGCGCUGCCGUGCUUUUAUUUCUAAUGCCGAUUUUCAGGCGUCAGAUGGAACUAUUUCCGUUGAAAUCCAGAAUCCUGAUGGGAUUACAGUCUAUACCACACCAAGAAGCAAAGCAGCAAUUGGCGUUCUCUCCACCACUUAUGGACUCUCAGACAUUGUCAAAGAAGGCAAGUGGAAGGUUGUUGCCAAAUUUGACCACUGGAAAGAGAACACAUUUAGUGCUGAUUUUGAGGUGAAAAAGUAUGUGCUACCAGCAUUUAAUGUUACACUAAUACCAAAACAGACCCACUUCAGUUUGGAAGAUCAGGAGUUGAAUGUGGAAAUACAUGCCAGAUAUGUGUAUGGUGAGAAGGUGGAAGGGGUAGCGUACGUGGUGUUUGGGGUAGAAAGAAAUGGACAAAAAGUUAGACUCCCAUCUAUGAAGCAAGUAAAAAAUCUGGAUGGUGGGAUCGCCACUCUGACCAUAGCUGAGCUUAAGGAUGCAUACCCUAAUAUCAACAGCCUAGUGGGCUCAUCUAUAUACGUCAGAGCUUCUGUCUUGACUAGCUCAGGAAGUGAUCUCGUGGAUGCAGAGAAGACGGGCAUCAAAAUAGUUUUGGCACCCUACCUGCUCACUAUCAAGGAAACGCCAAGGUUUUAUAAAUCAGGCUUACCAUUUGAAAUGAUGGUUACAGUAAGCCAUCAUGAUGGUUCCCCAGCUCCAAACGUUCCUGUUCAAAUAACAUUCCUGCCCUCUCCAAUCACGGUCCACAGUGGCACCAUCAGAGCGUCUCUUAACAUGCCUUCUGACAUGAACUCUGUCACAUUAAUAGCAGAGACAGUAAUCCCAGACUUGAAGCAGGAACAGCAGACAAAGGCUGAAUGGUUCGUGGAACCGUACUCGCCUUUUAAUUCUGACCGGAUUAAUCAGCUUUACAUCACCUUAGACUCAAACACUGUGAAAGCUGGACAGACCUUAAACUUUAAACUGCACCUGAGCACCUUCUCACAAAGAGAACGAAGCUACAUCCAGCAUGUUUCCUACAUUGUGUUGAAUAAGGGGAGAAUAAUUCGUGCAGACAGGGUAAGCAUUGGAGGACAUGAAGUGACCAACAUUCCCCUAAAAGUGACAUCAGAGAUGCUGCCUGCGUUCCGAUUUGUAGCGUACUACGUAUUACCAUGGGACCAUAGCGUGGAGGUGGUGGCCGAUUCCGUUUCGGUGGACGUGGAGAGCCAUUGUGUUGGAUCACUCAAACUUGAACCAUUUAGAGGUGACGUAAAGAGCUCGUAUUCUCCAGGCGACAGCUUUUCUUUUCAAGUUAGAGGUGACCCCGGAGCAAAGGUCAGCCUGGUCGCGGUGGACAACUCCAUUUUCCUGCUCAGUAAGAGCCGCCUGACGCAGAGAAAGAUUUGGGACACUCUCGGAAAGGGGGACUUGGGCUGCUCUCCAGGAGGAGGCAAAAACAGCAUGGGUGUGUUCUUGGAUGCAGGCCUACAUUUUCAGUCCAGCUUCAGUGUAGCAACUGAUGAAAGACAAGACAAACCAUGUCACUGGAAGUCCAGGAGGAAGCGUUCUGCUGAACAACUGCGUCUCAGAGACCAGCUCGAGAAAUCCUAUUCUUCUGACCAGUUACUACAGCGCUGCUGCUCUGAUGGUAUGAGGGAGAUCCCCAUGCCGUACACAUGUCGCCGCCGAGCUCUUUACAUCACUGAGGUCUGGAGCUGCGUGAAGGCUUUUCUUGUGUGCUGCUCGAAGUACAGGGGUGAAGAGCUGGGCAUCAUCACUCCACCCCCAACCACCACUUCACCACUCAUUGUACCUCAGACAAGGAGACGUCAAAAAAUUUUACUGGGCAGUCGUCGAGAAUAUCUUCUUUUAUCUGCUUCCCAACCAAAUAUCCAUCCACGUGUUGAGGAAAGAGUCAUUUCGCAGGCACCACCAUCCUUAGAGGAGGAGUAUGAUGAUGAGGAUGAUGAUGAGGACUAUGACCUGGAUGACAUUUAUGUUCGCACCAAGUUUUUAGAAUCCUGGCUGUGGACUGAUGUCACACUGCCUGCAGCACCAGAGGCAGAUGGAUUGGCUGUUGCCCCAGUGGAGUCUGUGCUCCCUGACAGCAUUACUCAGUGGGGGAUUUUGGGUGUUAGUACAUCAUCUAAGACAGGUUUUUGUGUGGCUGAUCCAUUCAACAUUCGAGCCUGGAAGUCUUUCUUUAUCGACCUCCGUCUUCCUCGCACUGCAGCCAGAAACGAGCAUGUGGAAGUCAGGGCUGUGCUGCACAACUACAUGAACGUGAACAUGAAGGUGUUGGUGGUUCUUGCAAAAACACAGGACGUAUGCAGUGUGGCAUUUACUGAGGAUCAUAAGCAGGAGGUGUUGGUGCGAGCUCGCUCCUCUGUACUCAUCCCCUACACCGUAAUCCCGCUUCGAGCAGGAGAGCUCCCCCUGCAGGUCACUGCUGUGUCGAGUAGCUUCAUAGGACAGGAUGCAAUCCGCAAAAACCUCCGUGUGGUGGUGGAGGGCGUUCAGAAGAUGGAUGUGAGGAGUUUUGUGUUGAACCCUGCUGAUAAAGGAGAUAGAAAUGGAAAUCAGCUGAUUCAGGUGGAUAAAGCUAAGCUGAGAUCAGUGGUUCCUAACUCAGUUCCAGAAACAUUUGUCAAUGUCAGAGGUAAUUUGCUGGCCGACAGUAUUGAUAACUCUAUCAAUAAGGACUCACUUGCGGCGCUGAUCCGGAUGCCCAGAGGCUGUGUGGAGCAGAACCUGGCUAGCAUCACACUGCCACUCAUUGCUACUCACUAUCUGGACCGCAGCUCCCAAUGGGAAAGUGUGGGUUUGCGGCGCAGAGAGGACGCCAUCUCCUACAUUAAGAAAGGCUAUGAGAACCAACUUCAUUAUCGUAAAACGGACGACUCCUAUCCACCAUAUCGCAAUGAAGGAACCAGCACUUGGAUCACAGCGUUCGUGGUGAAGGUGUUCUCCAUGGCUUAUCCCUUCAUCACGGUGGAUAAGCAGCACAUUUGUGGCCCACUGCUCUACCUGCUCAAACACAAGCAGCUGCCAUCUGGAGCGUUCAAGGAGGACAACCCUGUCUACACCACCUCCAUGACGGGAGGUCUUCAGGGUGCUGAAUCCCAGGAAACUCUGACUGCAUUUGUAUUGAUUGCAAUGGCUGAAGCUCAAGGUGUUGUUACAUGCAGCAAGCCAGAUAUAAACACAAAGGUGAGAUUUAGAAGAGCUGGAGAGUAUCUGAAGGAGCGAUACCACCAGCUACGCAGGCCGUAUUCCGUCGCGAUUGCAUGUUACGCUUUGGCUGUGAGCAAUCAGGGCUGCUCGAAAAGCGUGUUGCUGAAAUCAGCAUCACCAGACCGAACACACUGGCCAGAUGCAGGCAAUUCCUUCUUCACACUGGAGGCGACUGGUUAUGCGCUGUUAGCCCUGAUUAAAGGUGGCCAUUUUGAGGAGGCGACGGCUCCAUUUAAGUGGCUAAAUCAGCAGCGACGGGUUGGGGGAGGGUACGGAUCCACGCAGUCCACCAUGGUGGUACUGCAGGCUCUGUCAGAGUACCUGGUGAAGAAACCUCCUCCCUCUGACAUGAAGCUGCAGGUGGACCUCAGUGUUCCUGGUCGAUCAGAUAUACGCUGGGCCUUCACUCCUCAACUGGCACAUGUGGCACGUUCUUCCCGGGUCCCUCUAGAUCAGGACUUUACAGUGCUUGCCUCAGGAAAUGGCCAGGGAAUCCUUGAGGUGAUAACAGUUUAUAAUGAGCUGCCCAAUGAGCAUGAGAAGAGCUCCUGCAAAGGCUUUGAGUUAAACGUUUCCAUUACAGAAAACGGAGAUAAACCUACAGCAGAUAUGGAGAAGGUGUACAAACUCAUCAUCAGUGUGAGAGCUCUGGCACAGCAUCAAGUGCGCAUGGCGGUUCUUGACAUCAGUCUGCCUACUGGCUUUGAACCAGAAACCUCAGACCUCGAGCUGCUAAGCAACUCUGUGGAUCGCUACAUUAACAAUUUCCAAGUUGUCGAUAACCUGAGCGAUCGAGGAUCCCUCAUCAUUCAUCUGUUCAAGGUAUCCAACAAAGAGCCAGACAUCAUCUCCUUCAGGCUGAACCAAAAAUUUAAAGUUGGUCUCCUGCAACCAUCUACAGUCACUAUAUACCAGUAUUACAACACGGAUGAACGUUGCAGCAGGUUUUAUACUCCACCAGAGGACAAAGAGCAGCUCAGUCAGAUCUGCAAAGACAAUAUUUGUCGCUGCACCCAGGGCGACUGUUGCUUUUUGAAGAUGGGCACUUAUACAGUUUCAGCGAGAAAGAAGGCUGCAUGUAGUGGAAUCCAUCACGUGUUUAAGGUCAGAGUGUUGAGCAUCAGUACGAGCCAGUAUGACAGAUAUCAGAUGGAGAUCUUGCGAAUCAUCAAAGAAGGUUCUGAGGUUGGUCUAAAAGAAAAAGAUAUUCGAGUGUAUCUUUCUCAUGCUGGUUGUAGAGCGGGGCUUAAUCUGAUCACGGGGCAGGACUACCUCAUCAUCGGAUCAGCUUCUGACAUUUGGCAAACAGGCAGUGACGAAAAUGGUUACAUUUACAUUCUGGGGAAGAACACCUGGGUGGAGCAUUGGCCAUCUGGCGUGUGUGACAGUUGCGCAGAACUGGACAAUUUCAGCAUAGAAUUGCAGAACACUGGGUGCCAGUCCUGAGAAUCUCCACCAACACACACAUACAGCACAGUCCAUGUGGAAAAAUCUUUCUAAUGCACUAUAAUGUCAUGUGCAAGCAUGUAUGCAGUUUGCAAGUUUGGUGUGUUAAGCUUUACAUGCGAACACAAUUGUUUGUCAAGAUGUCUAUUGGAAAAUUAACGUUAUAUUAUAUAGCAAAUUUGUAGUUUAUUAAAUGG
Clarias gariepinus (North African catfish) is the source of this 5411-nucleotide messenger RNA. RefSeq names its product complement component c3b, tandem duplicate 2 (gene c3b.2). The record is from RefSeq and is a predicted model, not a curated record. Gene Ontology annotation, cellular component: extracellular region. Lineage: Eukaryota; Metazoa; Chordata; Actinopteri; Siluriformes; Clariidae. The coding region runs from base 22 to 5214 and encodes 1730 amino acids. The transcript is spliced from 44 exons. Gene Ontology annotation, molecular function: endopeptidase inhibitor activity; protein binding.